AUGCAUAUGAACCGAGCACAGGGCACCCUACUGCUGGCUGGCUACAUGACUUACGUAGUGAUGGGUUCCUUCGUCUUUGAGAUUCUGGAGAACGAUAACCACAAAUAUGUAAAAGAGGACAUUUUUCGCCGGAAAGAGGAAUUUCUUUUGAACUACAAAAAUUGCGGGCCAGAAGAGGUGGAGUUAUUCAUAGUGAAACUGAUAAAAGCUACUGAGAUGGGAAUAGAUCCAGUAGGAACCCAGCCUCAUGACAAACAAGGCAGCUGGAAUUUCGCUAAUUCUUUCUUCUUCGUGGGCACAAUGUUAUCCACAGUAGGCUAUGGAUACCUCUGUCCCCGAACGAAAGGAGGCCAGAUUUUUUGUGUUAUUUUUGCUCUCUUUGGAAUUCCCUUCUACCUCAUCUGCUUGAACUAUAUUGGCUCUUUAGUCUCAGGAACCUUCAAAAGCUGUGCAGAUGCAGUAUAUGGAAAGAAAAAAAACAAGAAAUCAGCAAGAUACAUUUUCGUGUUUGUGGUUCUGGGAAUUAUAAUGUUUCUUAUUUUGCCACCAUUCCUCUAUCAAUGGCAGGAGGGGUGGCAGUAUCAUGAAGCUAUCUAUUAUACAUUUAUUACACUCAGCACCAUUGGUUUUGGAGACUAUCUAAUAGGGAGGAACCGUGACAGGAACUAUUUUUUAGGCUACCGGAUGGUCGCAUCCAUUUGGUUCAUCGUUGGUCUGGCCUGGAUUACUGUGUUGUUUGAACUGGUAACAUCAUUACUGGCACCUGUGGAUCAAACAGCAACCUCACAAAAUGUCAGUAGAGGGCAAAAAUAA
Molecule: messenger RNA, 813 nt
Organism: Zootoca vivipara (common lizard)
Lineage: Eukaryota; Metazoa; Chordata; Lepidosauria; Squamata; Lacertidae
Product: potassium channel, subfamily K, member 16-like
Biological process (GO): potassium ion transmembrane transport; stabilization of membrane potential
Cellular component (GO): plasma membrane
Molecular function (GO): outward rectifier potassium channel activity; potassium ion leak channel activity
Source: RefSeq, a predicted model, not a curated record